This is a messenger RNA of Plasmodium knowlesi strain H, 789 nucleotides long. RefSeq names its product secreted protein with altered thrombospondin repeat domain. The coding region runs from base 1 to 789 and encodes 262 amino acids. The transcript has 2 exons. The record is from RefSeq and is a predicted model, not a curated record. NCBI's taxonomy places the organism in Eukaryota, Apicomplexa, Aconoidasida, Haemosporida, Plasmodiidae.
AUGAAAAAAAGUCGCUUUUUUUUCGUUUCCAUUUUUUUUUAUCUAUCUCAAGAGAGCAGCCUGGAGUUGAGUAAGAAAUUGUCCGGAGCGAACUCCUCCCUCACAGAGCAUGAUGAAGACGAUUAUGAGCAUGCACACAAGAGGCCCAGAACGUGGUCGGCCGACUCGACACCGGAGGUAGAUGGCGAUAUGUGUGUGAUUUUCUCCGCCUCCGAGGGCGACCCUACCAACUGCUGGUGCCCUAGAGGAUACAUCAUGUGUAGCGAGGAGGAUGUGCGCGAUGUGCAGUCGAAGUUGUACGAAAUUAAAGACUUGAAGCAACGGAACGAAGUGACUCCCCCGUGGAUGAAGCGCCUGUGUGAUAAUUCAGAAGAAAUUGGAUUCAAAAGCAUGUCGGUUGUUAUAGAUUAUGAGUUGGCAGUUUUGUGCAACGAUGGACAUGAGAAAGGCAAUGCAGACUUUAAAAUAAUUGGUGCUUCAGGUUUCGUUCCGAACGAAAAGAUCAUUCAACAAAAAGAGAGGGAUAUCACUUAUGUCCCACGAAAAUGCACCGUUAAUAAUUUUUACUUGUGUCGAAAGGUGGAAGACGAUAAUGUGGGUUGCCAGUUCAGCCCCUGGUCUCCGUGGGGUCCCUGCGUUAAUAACAAACAGAGAAGAACCAGGAAGGUGAUGCGCUCGAACCAAAAUAAUGAAAACUUUUGCCUCUGGAAUGGCAAGCGCAUUCCGAGGAGCAUAAUAGAGGAUACCCGCCCCUGCAAGAUUGCAUUGGAAGCGACCAAUCAGAAUUAG